AUGAGUAGCCACUCCAGCGACCGCCCCAGCGACCGUCCAGAUCAUCCUCCCGUUUGGGUUCGUGGUGGGCCUCCAUAUUAUUAUACACCUACAAGACCAAAUAUCGUCUCGUCCCCUAGUGAAAAUCUGCGCCGGGCCUCCACAACCUCCUCCAUUUCUUCCUCCCGCGAGAGCACAUCGGGAGGAACCCUCUCUCCACCCCCAAGCCCCACAGCCUCCGCUUCCCAGCCCUCCGGAAUCUCGCACCACUUCACCUUCCCCUCCUUCAGCACUAGCCCACUCUCACAGCAGACAUUCCCACCCCAGCGCCCGCCCUAUAUGGCCCAUCAGCCGCCCGUUCACAGCACCCCUGCCACCGCGGGACUGGGCUCCGGCUCCGGCUCCGGCUCCAGCGCGGAAGCCGAAGCCGAAAACCCCCAACGCCCUAGCUCGUUCCGAAGAAGUAACUCCAUCAGCGGGACGAACCUCUUCUCCAACCUCGCGUCGCAGAAGCGGAAUACGGCGGAUACCAGCUUUGCAUUGCGCAGGGAGCAGUGGCAUGAACAGAAUGUCGGUGCAGGGCCGGACAGGAAGAGGUUCUUUGCGAGUUGGUGGGAUAAGUGA
Messenger RNA from Blastomyces gilchristii SLH14081, 603 nucleotides. RefSeq lists its product as uncharacterized. The record is from RefSeq and is a predicted model, not a curated record. The transcript is spliced from 2 exons. Lineage: Eukaryota; Fungi; Ascomycota; Eurotiomycetes; Onygenales; Ajellomycetaceae. The coding region runs from base 1 to 603 and encodes 200 amino acids.